This is a messenger RNA of Fragaria vesca subsp. vesca, 3402 nucleotides long. RefSeq names its product TMV resistance protein N-like. Lineage: Eukaryota; Viridiplantae; Streptophyta; Magnoliopsida; Rosales; Rosaceae. Gene Ontology annotation, biological process: defense response; signal transduction. Bases 1 to 3402 code for a protein of 1133 amino acids. The transcript is spliced from 5 exons. The record is from RefSeq and is a predicted model, not a curated record. Gene Ontology annotation, molecular function: ADP binding.
AUGGCUUUGAGCACCCAAAUAGCCUCCUCAUCAUCUCAUGCUUUGGCUGAGUCAUCUCCCCGUUGGAAGUUCGACGUUUUCUUGAGUUUCAGAGGUGAAGACACGCGCCGGGGUUUCAUCUCCCAUUUAUACAACAAACUGCAGUUCUGCCAAUUAUUCAAGACUUUCAUCGACGAUCGAGAGCUUGAAAUAGGAUCUGAGAUCUCCCCGGAGCUAUUAAGCGCUAUCGAACAUUCUCAUCUCGCCAUCGUUGUUAUCUCACCCCACUAUGCUUCUUCCACUUGGUGCUUGGAUGAGCUUGCCAAGAUCAUCGAGUCUAUGAACCCCGGAGAUAAGAGAGUUCUCCCGGUUUUCCUUAAUGUGGAUCCGUCCGACGUUCGACAUCAAAGGAAUAGCUUUACUGAAGCCUUUGCUGAGCAUGAAGUGAAGUUCAGUGAUGACCCCAAGAAGGUGGAGAGGUGGAGACAUGCUUUGAGAAAAGUGGCCAAUCUAUCUGGAUGGGAUGCAAAGAAUUAUAAAUGUGAAAGUGUGCUUAUAGAAGACAUUGUGAAACGUGUGUGGGAGAAAGUUCGUCCCAUGAUCACAUUGUACAAUUCUGAUGAAAAGUUAGUCGGAAUGGAUUUUAGACUUGGGCAAAUGGAUUUGCUUUUAGCUCUUGAGGAAAAAGAUGUUCGAUUUAUAGGUAUAUGGGGUAUGGGUGGAGUGGGUAAGACUACCCUGGCUCAGCUAGUGUAUGAGAGAAUUUUCCAUGAUUUUGAAGUUGCUAAGCUUCUUGAUGUCAGGAAGUCUAAUGGUCAGCUAGUCAACCUUCAAAAACAGGUACUUUUCCCAGUCCUGAAGGAAAAUGUUUCACAAGUUUUUAAUGACUACGAAGGAACCAUUUUCAUUAAAAGAUGUAUGCAUAAUAAGAAGGUUCUUCUUGUUGUUGAUGAUGUUGAUAGCUGUGACCACCUAAAACAAUUAGUUGGAGAUAAAUCUUGGUUCGGUGAGGGAAGCAGAAUCAUUGUUACAACUAGAGAUCAACGUCUCCUCACCGAACAUCAUAUAGAAAUAUCACUCGAGUUGCUGCAAUUGAACAGCAGUAAUUCUCUUGAGCUCUUUAUUCACAAAGCCUUUGGAAAAGAUCAGCCAGAGGAAGGGUUUCUAGAGCUUUCCAAGUGUUUUGUAGAUUAUGCCAAAGGGAAUCCAUUAGCUCUUAAAACUCUGGGAAGUUCUUUGUAUCAGAGAAAUAAAUAUGAAUGGAAUAGUAUGUUGAAUUUACUAAAGAGAGAUCCUGAUCCGACAAUUUUCAAAUCGCUCAAACUAAGUUAUGAUGCGUUGAGUGGUUUGCAACAGAAUAUUUUCUUAGACAUUGCAUUCUUCUACAAGGGGAUGAAGAAGAGGCGAGUUACGGAACUGCUAGAAUAUUGUUAUGGCUUUAAUGUUGUUAUUGUGAUAAAUGCUCUCAUUGAGAAAUCUCUCUUAAGUAUUGAUCACAAUUACAAUGUUUGGAUGCAUGGUUUGGUACAAGAAGUGGCAUGGAAAAUUGUUCGUGACGACUCUGGUGAUCAUGAUGAGCCCGGUCGUCACAGCCGUUUGUGCCAUCGUCAUGAUAUAUUUCGUAUAUUCACAACAAAUACGGGAACAGAAGCAAUCAAAGGCAUCUGCUUGGAUCUAUCAGAAUUAGAAGAGGCUGAUUCAAAUUGGAAUUUUGAAUGCUUCUCUAAGAUGCUCAAACUUAUGUUUCUUAAAUUUGAUAAUUUAAUAGUUAGUUCAGGCCCCAAAUUCCUCCCAAAUUCUUUGAUAAUACUCAAAUGGAUUUGGUAUCCGUCCAAGUCUCUUCCAGCAUGUUUCAGACCAAAUUUACUUGUUGAACUUGAAAUGCGGAAUAGCCAACUCGUUGAGCUUUGGGAUGGAAGACUGGACUUGCCUAAAUUGAAACGUAUGGAUCUUAGUGUCUCCAAAUAUUUGAAGAAGACCCCAGAUUUCACAGGUAUGCCGAAUCUUGAGGACUUGCAUCUUGCAGAUUGUGAGGGUUUAGUUAAGGUCCAUCCAUCCAUUGCAGUGCACAAAAAACUUAAGUGGUUGACACUCCACGGAUGCAAAAACGUUAAGAGCUUCCCAAGUAAGAUUGAAAUGGAUUCCCUCGAGUCUCUCUACCUAACCAACUGCUCAAAACUAAAGAUUCCAGAAUUUGGAGAAAGGAUGGAAAAGCUGUCUUCCCUUUGCAUAGACGGUACUGCUACUGAGAAACUACCUUCAUCAAUUGAACAUCUGGUUGGUCUUGAGUGUUUGGAUACAAAUAAGAGCAAAAGUCUCCAGACUAUAUCGGGUACAUCAAUUUUUAAACUGAAGUCUCUUGAAUAUCUCAAUAUGUCAGGAUGCCCAAAACUGAAGAAACCGUCUAUGAGAAGUAAGCUUGACUCCUUAUUCAGAAGAAAGAGUAUAGAGCCUUCGUUGCCAUCUCCAAGGGCUUUACCGUCUUUGACGUGGUUAGAGCUAACUGAUUGUUAUCUUAGUCAAGGAGUAAUCCCCGAUGAUAUUGGCUACUGCUUUCCAUCUCUAUAUCACUUGCAUCUUGGUGGAAAUGAUUUUAUUACUCUUCCCGCAAGCAUUAAAUGCCUUUCUAAGCUUAGUUUAAUUGAUUUGACGGGGUGCAAAAGGCUUCAACAAUUACCGGAUCUCCCAUUGAAUAGGCAUUUACAAGUAUUGGUAGACAAUUGUGAUUCCUUAAAAAAGUUGUCAGAACCAUCACAGCAGGGCACAUCCUCCAAUUUGGAGAUGUUUCGUUUAAAAACUGUGAACUGCUUUGGAUUGAUUGAUAAUGAAGGCUUCACUAAUGGAAUAUUUUCGAUGCUAAGGAGAUUGGCUGCUCAGGGAAUCUCUCCGGUCUUUCGUCCAUCAUUUGAUAUUGUAAGUCCUGGAAGUAGAAUCUUAGAGUGGUUUGAUAUUCGAAGCGAGGGAGGCUCAUUGACUGUAGAGCUGCCUCCAGAUCGAAAAACUUGUAAAUCAGUGUGGAUGGGUAUUGUGUUUUGUGUUGUUUUUGCUGAUAUGAAAGAACCUCACACUCUUGAGUAUAAUCAGUUCGUAAUUGAAGGUCUAACAAAUAUGUGGCAUAAGGGAAAGCACUGUCUGAAUCUAACAAAUCUGAGGCAUAAGGGAGAUCAUCUUUGGGUGUCUUUUAUGCCUCAUGAUCAAAUCCGGGAUACCACAAGCUGCUCUACAGUCUCAUUUGACGCGUAUUGUCAUUCUUGGAGUGGUCCUCGUAUUCCAUGCCCGAAUUGUGUGAAGAGGUGUGGAGCCCGAUUGUUGUACGAGCAAGAUUUGAAAAACUUACUCAAUCCACCCACCGACAUCAUGAAACGGAGUCUUGAAAUAUGCGACUCAGAGGGAGGCAGAAGCAAGAGGAGAAGGUCCGAGUAA